This is a messenger RNA of Xyrauchen texanus (razorback sucker), 7449 nucleotides long. RefSeq names its product voltage-dependent T-type calcium channel subunit alpha-1G-like. The record is from RefSeq and is a predicted model, not a curated record. The transcript is spliced from 33 exons. The coding region runs from base 33 to 6758 and encodes 2241 amino acids. Gene Ontology annotation, biological process: membrane depolarization during action potential; calcium ion transmembrane transport; sodium ion transmembrane transport. Gene Ontology annotation, molecular function: low voltage-gated calcium channel activity; voltage-gated sodium channel activity. Gene Ontology annotation, cellular component: voltage-gated calcium channel complex; voltage-gated sodium channel complex; neuron projection. NCBI's taxonomy places the organism in Eukaryota, Metazoa, Chordata, Actinopteri, Cypriniformes, Catostomidae.
UCCUGCUAUCCACAUGGUUCGAGAGGGCCAGUAUGUUGGUGAUUCUGCUGAACUGUGUUACUCUGGGGAUGUUUCAGCCUUGUGAGGACAGCCACUGUGACUCAAAGCGAUGCAAGAUCCUGGAGGACUUUGAUGACUUCAUCUUUGCUUUUUUUGCAAUUGAGAUGGUAAUCAAGAUGGUUGCACUGGGCAUCUUUGGGAAAAAGUGUUACCUUGGAGACACCUGGAAUCGACUAGACUUCUUCAUAGUAUUGGCUGGGAUGCUGGAAUAUUCUCUCAACCUACAGAAUGUUAGUUUCUCCGCAGUCCGCACAGUCAGAGUUCUUCGACCCCUUCGGGCUAUCAACCGAGUGCCCAGUAUGAGAAUCUUGGUGACGCUGCUGCUGGACACACUUCCGAUGCUGGGAAAUGUUCUGCUGCUUUGCUUCUUUGUUUUCUUCAUCUUUGGGAUUGUAGGGGUUCAGUUAUGGGCCGGACUCCUCCGCAACCGCUGCUUUCUGCCUGAAAACUUCUCCCUGCCUACCAGUCUAGACCUGCACAACUACUACCACACAGAGAACGAUGAUGAAAACCCGUUCAUCUGUUCUCAACCACGGGAGAAUGGCAUGCGUCUGUGCAAUUCCAUCCCUACUCUCCACGAGGAGGGCAUGCAGUGCCAGCUGGACAUGGCAGCUUACAAUAGCACAGACAACACCACCUGUGUCAACUGGAACCAGUAUUACACCAACUGCUCUGCCGGAGAGGCCAAUCCCUUCAAGGGGGCAAUAAACUUUGACAACAUUGGUUAUGCCUGGAUCGCCAUCUUUCAGGUUAUUACUCUGGAAGGCUGGGUGGAUAUCAUGUACUUUGUUAUGGAUGCUCACUCCUUCUACAAUUUCAUCUACUUCAUCCUCCUUAUCAUAGUGGGCUCAUUCUUCAUGAUCAACCUUUGUUUAGUUGUCAUAGCAACACAGUUCUCUGAGACCAAGCAAAGGGAGAGUCAGCUUAUGAAGGAGCAGAGAGUACGCUUCAGGUCCAAUGCCAGCACACUCAAUAGCUUCUCUGAACCAGGAAGCUGUUAUGACGAGCUGCUGAAGUACCUGGUCCACAUCAUUCGCAAGGCAAGCAGGCAGAUCGGGCACCUCAUCCGGGCUGCCGGUCGCUGGGCAGGCCUCAGGGUCUGUGCAUCUCCACAGUUGGAACCACCACCCACUAAAAGAGGUCGGCAGAGGCAACGUCAGGGGUCCAUUCGCAAUGUAUUGCACCAUCAUCACCAUCACCUACACCCACACUACCAUUUUGGCAAUGGAAGUGUCCGAACUGAGGUGGACACCGACUCCCAUAUUGGCCGUCCAAUGCUACCUGUGAUUGUCCCUCAGCCAGACCCCUGCUCUCCAUCACCGUUGUUGCUGUGUCCCGGCAGUGCCAAAUCUGUGCACAGUGUCUCUAACACUGCAGGUUGCUGUGGCCCAUCACCUUCUCCAAUGGUGCUCCAGGCAUACAAGAGGAACUCUGUGCCAUUUGCAGCUCCAGUCAAUAAGAACUAUCCCACAUUACAGCCAUCUCUGGCAUUAGAGCAGCACAGACAGAGAAUCCUAGAGCCAGGAGGAGGCAGCUGCACACCUAAUACCCUUACCAACCUAAACAUCCCCCCAACUCAUAUCAGCAACUCACAGUGCCUGGUGGAGACACAAGGUCCUCCAGGCAAGAUCAUCAGCAAGGACACAGACACAACUUUGACCUUUGAUCCUGAGACUUGUCCAUAUUGUGCAAAAUCAAUGAGCAAUGACUCAGAGGGAAUAGAUGGGAAUGAGACGGCAGACUCUGACAUUGAGGGCAUGUAUGAGUUUACUCAGGAUGCCCAUUAUCGGGAUAGCAGAUAUCCCAACCGGAAGAAGAAGUCUACAUUAGGAGAUCGGGCAGCGAAGGUGGUGCUUUUCUGGAGGCUGGUGUGUGACACUUCCCACAAGAUUGUGGACAGCAAGUACUUUGGACGAGGAAUAAUGAUCGCCAUUCUCAUUAACACACUCAGCAUGGGCAUUGAGUACCAUGAGCAGCCUGAUGAGUUAACGAAUGCUCUGGAAAUCAGUAAUAUCGUCUUCACCAGUCUAUUUGCUCUGGAAAUGCUUCUGAAAGUGCUGGUCUAUGGUCCUUUUGGCUACAUCAAGAACCCCUACAAUAUCUUUGAUGGUAUUAUUGUAGUAAUCAGUGUCUGGGAGAUUGUUGGUCAGCAGGGAGGAGGUUUAUCAGUGCUGAGGACUUUCAGGCUUAUGCGGGUGUUGAAGUUGGUCCGCUUCAUGCCUGCCCUCCAAAGGCAGCUGGUGGUCCUGAUGAAGACAAUGGACAAUGUUGCCACCUUCUGCAUGCUGCUUAUGCUCUUCAUAUUCAUUUUCAGUAUUCUAGGCAUGCACCUUUUUGGAUGUAAAUUCGGCUCUGAGAGAGAUGGAGACACACUUCCUGACCGCAAGAACUUUGACUCUUUAUUGUGGGCCAUUGUUACAGUUUUUCAGAUUUUGACUCAGGAGGACUGGAAUAAGGUACUGUAUAAUGGAAUGGCCUCCACCUCUCCUGUGGCAGCUCUAUACUUCAUCGCCCUCAUGACUUUUGGAAACUAUGUCCUGUUCAACCUCUUGGUGGCUAUCUUAGUGGAGGGAUUCCAGGCAGAGGGUGAUGCCUCAAAGACAGACUCUGAAGUGGAUAUCUAUGCACGAAGCUUAGAGGAUGUUUCUGGACAUAAAAGGGACCCAUCUGCCUCAUCUGUUGUGCCCAUCAACGGUCAUGUCGACCUAAAGACCAGCCUGACACCUCCUCGCAUCACUCAUACGGCUGCGACACCCAUGCCUGUUCCCAAGAUAUCAGGAGACCCAGCACUUGACUAUGAGUCUCGCAGAGGGAGCAAUGUAUCCAUGGAUCCCAGUGACCAAGAUAAGUCUCCGUCGAUUGCACGGAGCUCCCCUAAUGCCCCCUGUAGUUCCGCUAGCAGCUGGAACAGCAGGCGCUCCAGCUGGAACAGCCUCGGCCGAGCCCCCAGCCUCAAGAAGCAAAAGAGACAGUCUGGUGAACGGCGGUCCUUGCUUUCCGGUGACGGCCAGUCCAGUUCUGAUGAGGGUGAUGUUGGAGAAAGCAGGGGUGGAGGGGGUAUAUCCGAGGGCGAUGAGUACUCCCUUGCCAGGACGGACUCACUGGGCCAGAGGCCUCGGCACAGGCGUGUUGAGUCCCUGGAGACCCGCAGCUCUUUUGAUCUGCCUCCAGACACCCUGCAGGUGCCAUACAUGCAUCGCUCUGUCAGCAUACACAGUGCCCAGCCACCCAACUUCCUUAUCAAUGGCAAGAGUUCCUGUUCUGCAGCCAGUGCGCAACUCUCUCUAGACGAGCAUCACAGUGAGGAUGAUAAUACAGAUGAUGAAGGAAACCUGAGUCGCAAGGCUCGUCUCUAUCGCUGGUUGGAUCAUAAGCAGCCUCAAUGGUGUCGGCAGAGGGCCACCUGGUCCCUUUACCUGGUCCCUCCUCAGUCACGAUUUCGUGUGACAUGCAAUAAGAUUAUCACUCACAAGAUGUUUGACCAUGUGGUUCUUGUCAUCAUCUUUCUCAACUGCAUCACCAUCGCCAUGGAGAGGCCCAGAAUCGACCCCUCCAGCGCUGAGCGCAUCUUCCUGACGCUGUCCAACUAUAUCUUUACCGCCAUCUUUGUGACCGAAAUGACAAUAAAGGUGGUUGCCUUGGGCUGGUGUUUGGGGGAGAAGACCUACCUUAAGAGCAGCUGGAACGUUCUGGAUGGCACUCUGGUGAUGAUAUCAGUGAUUGACAUCCUGGUAUCCUUGAUCUCCAACAAUGGCACAAAGAUCCUGGGCAUGCUGCGAGUGCUACGGUUACUGAGAACCCUACGACCACUCAGAGUGAUCAGCAGAGCUCCAGGACUGAAGCUUGUGGUUGAGACAUUGAUGUCAUCACUUAAACCUAUCGGAAACAUUGUGGUCAUCUGCUGUGCCUUUUUUAUAAUUUUUGGCAUCUUGGGAGUUCAGCUCUUCAAAGGGAAGUUUUUUGUGUGUCAAGGGGAGGAAACAAGAAACAUCACCAACAAGUCAGAUUGCCACCUGGCAAACUAUAAAUGGGUCAGACAUAAGUACAACUUUGAUAACCUUGGGCAGGCUCUGAUGUCCCUUUUUGUUCUGGCAUCCAAAGAUGGCUGGGUGGACAUAAUGUAUGAUGGUUUGGAUGCUGUUGGUGUUGAUCAGCAGCCCAUCAUGAACUACAACCCAUGGAUGUUGCUCUAUUUCAUCUCCUUCUUGCUGAUCGUGGCUUUCUUCGUGCUCAACAUGUUCGUCGGUGUUGUGGUUGAGAACUUUCACAAGUGCCGACGGCACCAAGAAGCAGAAGAAGCCAAACGGCGUGAGGAAAAGCGCCUUAAACGCAUGGAGAAAAAAAGAAGGAGUAAGGAGAAGGAGCUAGCUGAAGCCCAGACUAAACCCUAUUACUCCGAUUACUCACCCACACGGCGUCUUAUCCACAAGAUGUGCACAAGCCACUAUCUGGACCUUUUCAUCACGAUUGUCAUCGGGCUAAAUGUCAUCACCAUGUCCAUGGAGCACUACCAGCAACCCAAGGUGCUGGAUGAGGCUCUGAAGAUCUGUAACUACAUUUUCACAAUCAUUUUUGUGCUGGAGUCCGUCUUCAAGCUUGUCGCCUUUGGAUUUCGCCGGUUCUUCAAGGACAGGUGGAACCAGUUGGAUCUUGCCAUUGUGCUGUUGUCUAUCAUGGGCAUAACUCUGGAGGAAAUCGAGGUCAAUGCUUCCCUUCCCAUCAACCCCACCAUAAUUCGCAUAAUGAGAGUUCUGCGGAUCGCUCGUGUUCUGAAGCUGCUAAAGAUGGCCGUGGGAAUGCGAGCUCUGCUUGAUACCGUGAUCCAAGCCCUGCCUCAGGUGGGGAAUCUGGGUCUUCUCUUCAUGUUGCUCUUCUUCAUCUUCGCAGCUUUGGGAGUAGAGCUGUUUGGUGAUCUGAUAUGUGACGAGCGGCACCCCUGUGAAGGUCUUGGCCGUUACGCCACAUUCAAGAAUUUUGGCAUGGCUUUCCUUCUCCUAUUCCGUGUUUCCACUGGGGACAACUGGAAUGGCAUUAUGAAGGACACACUGCGAGACUGCUCCCAGGACACAGGCAUCUGCUACAACACGGUGGUGUCACCCAUUUACUUUGUGUCCUUCGUGUUGACAGCUCAGUUUGUGCUGGUCAAUGUGGUGAUCGCUGUGCUUAUGAAGCACCUGGAGGAAAGCAACAAAGAGGCCAAGGAGGAGGCGGAAAUGGAAGCUGAGCUGGAGCUUGAGACUGUAGGUGGAGAUGGCGGAAUGUCCCGAGGGCAUAUGCCACCUCUGGGGCUUGGAGAUGUGGGUGGUACUGGGGGGUCAUCAUGGAUCUCCAGAGGCUCUCAGGAGCUGUCUGGAACCAUGUAUCCAACAGAAAGCCCACCAACAGACAUAUGCAGAGACUCAGAAGACCACAUAAAGGCAGAUUCUGAUCCUCCUCAUAAUAUGGCGCCACCAUUAGAGAACACAGCACCAUCAGAUCCCCCAGUCCCCCAGGAGUCAAUUGAGCCAACAAAUGAGCACCUGCUUUAUGUGAAGAAGACCUCAGUGGGCCGCACACACUCUCUGCCCUUUGAUAGCUACAUGUUUGUGCCGCUGCUGCCCAACUCAACCCACAGUACCCACACAAACUCAUCUCACCUAGCUCAGACAGGGUCUACUGGCUCUAUCCAAUCUCAAACGGAAGAACCUACUCAGCACUUGACUGUGCCGACCGAUCUGUUCCGACCGAUAAGUCCUCAUAGCCUGUCAGACUCAGAGAGCAUCCCUCGAAUCCCCCCACCUCGCCAGGCACACAUGCUCUCACGCACCCUACGUAGACAGGUGGCAGUGAGUGCUGACUCUCAGGAGAAUCUGUACAGAGAGGGAGGGGAAAAUGAGGGUCCUUUGGGGCUCAGGGAACUGUCCGACCCCUCUGUCAACUUCCAAUCUCAGCAGCAGAAGCACCAGCCCUCACUCUUUCUGGUUCCCGCCACGCCGGGUGCAUCUCCAAAACCCUCGAGAUCUAGCGUGCACACACAGCACAAUCCCAAUGACCAGUGCAAAGUUUUCUCCAGAUGUGCCCCCUCUCCGCCCCUACCUCUGCCCCCACCAGUCACCAGGGCCCCUGUGAAGCAGGUGGAAAUGGACUCAGCAGACCAAGAGGUGUCCUGUAUUAUCAGGGCAGGGCUUGCAGGAAGGAGCGACGAUGGGACUGGUGGAGGGAUGGGAAAUGAAGGUGCUAGUAGGCCUCAGCUUAAGAAGCACCACAGUGUGGACAGUCAGGGCCAGCAUGCGCUGCUGUUACCGCAGCCCUCAUCUUGGCUGGAGGACCCACGCCGACACUCCAUUGAAGUGUGCUCAUCCUUGGAGAGCAGUCCCCAAAGCAGUUCUAUUUCCUCCGGCUUUGUCUCACGAGGAGACAGCCUCCAACAGCAGUCCUCACCACGCAGCCGCAAGAAGAAGAUGAGUCCCCCGUGCAUCUCUGUGGAUCCGCCAGAAGGACUGGAGCUUCCAGGGGGAUUUCAUCCAGCUCUGGGGAUAGUGCCACUCCCACUGCCAAGCCGGGACACUUGCCUGAGGAGGCGAGCUCCAUCAAGUGACUCAAAGGACUCUUUUGAUUUGGGUGUUGGAGGAGAUGGACUGCCUCAAGAGGGUGUUCUGAACUCCAAGCUAUUGACUCUGCCUAGCUUCUCUUUUGAGAAAGCAAGCUCUGAGUACUGAACACUUGACUCGUGCACACACACACACACACAUAUUCAACACAGACAUGCACACAACACAUGAUGCACACUGUGUAUCUGUGAUGGUGAUAGUAAUAGUAAUAAUAAUCUUAGAGAGUAAUACUGCUUAAUGCAACAAUGGGGAAUACUCCAUGAUCAUGAGGAUUAGUUACUAUACCGUGUUUUUUUUUUUCUCUACUGCCAAAAGAAAACAAAAGGACGUUGUGCUGAGGAUUAAACAAGCUAAUAAUGGGACUCUCUCUCUCUUCUCAAAGACACGAUCACCAGACAUCAGACAUCUGUUGUCAACCUCAAAACUUCCUUAUGGAAGUCAGUACAGAGCCAGAGGGAGGGUGCCCCUUUCUGGCAAUUGUGAAAACUUCACAGCACUGUAUUGAUGCUGAACUCCCCAAAGGGCACUGAUGAAGGUACAAAGCAAUAUGAACGUUUUAGAGACACUAUUUUCUUAAAUUAUUGGGCCAUAGUGUUUGUAAAAGGUGUAUAAUUUCUUUUUUGGUUUCAUUAUAGUUUUAUUUGUGUCUUUUUGUGAAUUUUUUUUCUCAACGUUUAAAAUGUUGUUUUACUUUAUUUUUUCACCAUAGAAUAUUUUUUAGCUUUCUUGUCUUAACAAAGAUAAAAAAGAAAGAAAACAUUUUUCAAAGUUCCAGGAUCCAUGUAUUUGUAGGAAUAAU